AUGGGAAACAGCAAAUCCCGCCACUCUGGCGGCACCUCCGCGAAACAUGCCAAGCACAGCAGCCGUACCCUGGAUCAGUCCCACCACUCACGACAGAGCAGCGGCAACUACAACCGGGUCUCGUCCUCAGACGCCUUCCCUGGCCCGGUGGUCAUAGCCAACGACAGCGGACACUGCUACGCUCAAGGACAAAUGCCCCAUCUAGUGCGGCCAGAGUUUCCUGGCGGUCCGUACCACACAAAUCUCUCCAGCCCAGGGCGGCUGGAUCAGCAAAAAAUGCCGUCUGAUUCAAAUCUACAGCUGCAAUAUGGAAGCAGGGUCAAGAGAGCGCCACCAGGCGGCGCGGGCGGUGGGAUAAUGGGCUAUGGCACUUCUACCUCGAAUGGCAUGAGCAACAGCGGAGCAUUAAGGACGUCAGGGAUAUCACAUAAUUACGUGGGCACGUCUGGGAUCGAUCAAGGUGGCUACGGUGCGAACCAGGAGAUGAUGUAUUCAUAUCAGCAGCAGCUUGAGGGCGACUCAAGACCUACUUCGCCUCGCCAUCCGCAUGGACGGAUGUCUUCCCAUGUUCAGCCACUCGUCGCCCAGCAGCAGCAGCAGCAGCAGCAGCAGCAGCAACAAAUGUAUGUAGCGCCUCCCUCGACCUUUCAACCACACCAACAAUAUCCUCAGUAUCCGCGCAUCUCCGCCGCUUCGCCGGCUCCCACGGGCGGUCGCAGAGACGACGAAGCAAAUAUGGUUGACAAAAGGAUACCGUCAUUAGCAACUUUGACAAUUGGCAUGAAAGAGAGCACGAACUCUGGACAGCUCAGUAGCGGAGUCACACGAUAUCCACAUCAGCAAGACUAUGUUGAGCCACCCUUCGGUCCACGGCUGUCCUCCUCAGGCCUUCCAGGGCUCACACAAAAUAGGCAGACCAACCCUGAUACACGGGUGAUAAACGACUACAACUUCCCGAGUGGCAGCAAUAUUAUUAACAGCACCAAACUGAACACACCGGCACCAAUACCCAGGGCGUCAGAAAUUUUCGCCAAUGCAGGACCUUUAAUCGAGACUAGUGCAUCGUCAUUGAACCGGCCCUUGGGAUCAGAUCAGGUGUUUGCACGCCUUGCCAAACAAUACCCAACAAACCCAAAAGAGACUGAGAAGCGGGAACGCAUUUAUCGAUGGCUGGGUGCAGUAGCCAAGGCCUUGACUUUCAACCCAGACACGAGCAUUCCUGGAUGGAUUAUACCCGUAGUGCCUGAUGAGCUCGACCAGACGGACAGUCCGUUUUAUUGGAAUCGGAUUACAUACGAGCUGGAUCUCAUGGCUCCAGUAGCAAAACCUUUCCGGAGAGCGAUCGACAUCAAUUGCACUUCAGGAGAAUGGGCCAUGGACCUUGCACUCAAAUACCCGCGCACCAUCGUCUACGCUCUUGAUCCCACAUUGGACGCAUCACAGUUACCUCAGCGCCUACCCGAGAACUGUCGAUUCAAAUUACGGGAUGUCAAGGACCAGGAAGGCGAAUUUGAUCUGGUUCACCAGCGUCUAGGUGCGUUCAGGAUCCCGAUUCUGGAAUGGACACCACACUUUGCAGAAUUGGGCAGACUGACCCGACCGGGCGGAUGGAUCCAACUGGCGGAAUGCAACGGGAUGAUCGUACGAGCCGGCAUCGAGUCGCUCAAGGUGAACAGAUGGGUCGAGAAGGCCGCGUUGAGCUCGGGACUGAACCCGGUACAGAUGGUCGAGGCUCUGAUGCCGACGAUUCUGGGUGCUGGAUUGAUUAACGUGGAGUGUUACGAGUACGGGAUCCCAUUGGGCGAAUGGGCAGGACGUAGGGGUCAUAUUGCGAUGCGAUCGUAUCUGGACAUGGUCGAGUCUUUGAGAGAGGAGAUCAUCGAGACGAACCGACUGGAGGAAGGGAUCUUUGAGGAGACAAUUGCGUUGAUGAAGAUGGAAUGCGCUGUGGAGAAUGCGGAGCUGAUCAUGAAGGUCAUCUGUGCACAGAAACCACCCUUCUCGGACGAUAUCUGGCGGCUGCAGUAA
This is a messenger RNA of Gamsiella multidivaricata, 2028 nucleotides long. RefSeq lists its product as uncharacterized. NCBI's taxonomy places the organism in Eukaryota, Fungi, Mortierellomycota, Mortierellomycetes, Mortierellales, Mortierellaceae. The record is from RefSeq and is a predicted model, not a curated record. The transcript is spliced from 3 exons. The coding region runs from base 1 to 2028 and encodes 675 amino acids.